Molecule: messenger RNA, 2030 nt
Organism: Olea europaea var. sylvestris
Lineage: Eukaryota; Viridiplantae; Streptophyta; Magnoliopsida; Lamiales; Oleaceae
Product: protein HESO1-like
Exons: 8
Coding region: 567-2030 (487 amino acids)
Biological process (GO): RNA 3'-end processing
Molecular function (GO): nucleotidyltransferase activity
Source: RefSeq, a predicted model, not a curated record
UCUAUAGUUAUACUGACAAUUGGCCAUGCAGUGGCUCCCGUCCCUGUGUCAAUUUAAGUAAAGGAACUUCCAUUUCAAUCUUUUUGGCUAGCUAGUUGGUGAUCCUCCCUAAGCAGUAAAUAAACCUUGUUGUUAAUCUUAAAAUGAUAUGUAGAUAGGUUGUACUCAUGAUUCAUUAAUUGGAGAAAGAACUUGUGCUAAUGAGGGAAAAAGUCACAAUAAAAUACCUUUUAGUUCAACAUGUAUCUCCAUAUGUAAAUGACUGUGCGGUUUUUCGAAUUUGUGGGCACUUCUGCUAGGAUAUGUCUAAGAGAUUUUCAUUUGGUUGGAUUGGCGAGUUGAGGAAAUUAUACCUUGUCAAAUUCAGUUUUUUAUUGGAGCUAAUAGUUGUAAAAACAUACCCAAAAGAUGAAAUUCCUUUUUUUCUCAACAAAAUUCACGAGUUUACAGAUAUCACAAAGGGUUAAUGCGUUUACACAAUUGCUUUUUUAUCUAGCUAAGUGCUAAGCUACAGGUGUUGAUGUUUUGCAUAUCAUAGUUACAAGAGAUCUUACUCUUUUUGUGCUAUGCCUUUAGUUUUGCAAAAGAAAGCAGAGAAGUUUGAAUUGAAGAAAUUACAGGGUCCAGCAGUGGCAAAGGAACGUGUAUCUGCUCUUGAGCAACUUCUUCAAGAUGUUUAUGCCAUUCGGCGCCCAAAACUGAGUGAUUAUGAAUCUCGAAGGGACUUAAUUCUAGUGUUUAAUGAAAUUGCAAAGGAGUUAAAUGGAUAUUCAAAAGUGACUCCCGUUGUGGUGGAAUUUGGUUCUUUCUUAAUGGAUCUCUUUAGCACAACAAGUGAUUUAGAUCUCUCUGUGAAUUUUAGCUCUAAUGCAAUUGAAUUUCCGCGUGAAAAGAAGAUUCAAACUCUGAGGAAGUUUGCAAAGAAACUAUACGCUCUACAAAGUAAAGGGCAUGUUUCUGGUGUUCUUCCAAUCACAACUGCCAAGGUGCCUAUUCUGAAAGUUGUUGAUCGAGGAACUAGAGUUGAAUGUGAUAUAUCAGUUGAAAAUAGGGAUGGAAUCUUAAAAUCCCAGAUUAUCCACCUAAUUUCCUCAAUUGAUGAAAGGUUUAAAAAGCUAAGCUUCUUGCAGAUGAAAACCUUGGCAAAAGUGCAGAACAUUAAUAGUUCGAAAGAUAAAACCUUGAAUUCUCUCUCCAUAAUACUGUUGGUUGCUUUUCAUUUGCAGACUCGGAAGCCACCUAAAUUACCUCCAUUUUCUGCUAUAUUCAAAGAUGGUGCUGAUCCUGCAACAGUGAAGAAGUCACUAUCUAAUUUUGUAAACUAUGGAAAAAGUAAUAAAGAAUCAUUGGCUGAGCUCUUUGUGACUCUGCUAAUCAAGUUAUCUUCUGUCCAAAAUCUGUGCCCCAAAGGUUUGUGUGUAAGCACAUACAAAGGAUCUUGGAUGUCCAAAACAUGGAAUUCUAACGUUGCUUGUAUUUACACUUUGUUGCUUGAGUUUUUAUGCUCUUGGAAAUUUUUUAAAUAUAUAUAUAUCUUGUCCUUCACGGAUUGCCAGAUUGGAGAAGUUCAAUUGAAGGAAUUUUUAUUUAGCCAUGAUGGCAUCACUACCUUAUGUCAAACAGGUAAUUCAAAUUCUCAUCAAAUUGCAUCAUUGCCUAGGAUUUCCCUUCAAUCAAACCAGAGAAAAAGAAACAGAAAUAGGGAAGGCGAGGAAGCAAGAAAGCAAGCUCUGCCUCCAGACCCUAUCUCCACGAAGAGAAUAGUCUCCAUGCACGGUUGGGCAGGAAUGCCUUCAGGGAGUUGGAGACAAGUUGAGCGAGCUAUGCCAUUUGAAAAUGGCUGGAUGAAAAAUAUUCAGUCUACGGAAGGUUGGAGAGAGAUGCCUAAUGAUGGUUGGAAAGGUACAAAAUAUGCUAUGCCUUUUGAUCCCAGAAAUGGGCAGCAACUUAUGAGAGGUUGGGGUGGAACUCAGGACUCUGGUGCUGGGCUUCAGGGUGGGGUCCAUGCCAAAGGCUGGGUGGAACUCUAG